GCAGCAUUCCCCACCUCUCUUUCUGUCUCCUUUGCUCACGUUGUGCCUUGUGGACUGGACGAAACUCUAGAGGCUGUGUGUGGCCGCAGGAAUUCCAGGUCACAAGGAUUCCACCAGCAGGGAUCAUCUCCCCUGUGAACUACCUGUGAACUACCUGUGACUCCUAGAUUCCUUCAUUUCCUAUGUGGCACUGGUUGUAAGAGGAACCAAACACUGCAAAGAGUACAUUGUCUUUUUCAUUUUUCAGAAGAUUAGUGGAGAACACAGUCUGAGGUCACUGCUUCUACACUGCUGAUUUUUGGGGCAUCAUGGGGUUGUUGUCAGUGGAGCAGAAUGUCUUGUUGUUUGUCACCAUUCUGUUUGCGAAAUAUCGCUAUACUGAAGGGGGAUGUUCAGGAAGGUGCUGCCAUGGGACAGAUCUCACUUGUUUUACCACAGACUGGAGGAUGGACCAUGUCUAUGGGAUGUGUUAUUGUGAUGAGAUGUGUGUAAAGACUAAAGACUGUUGCUUUGACUACCCAAUAGAGUGCCCAGCCCAGCCAUGUGUAGUGAGCGAGUGGAGUCACUGGAGUGGGUGUGCCCAGCUCUGCCAGCCUUCAUUCCGCGUCCGGAGACGGAGCAUUGAGAGAGGCCCCAGAAACAGCAUUCAGGUCUGUCCGAGGCUGGAGGAACAGGCAGGCUGCAUGGAGUAUCAGAACCACCACAGGCAGUUUUGUGCUCAGACACAAGGAGCAGCAUUUAUAACCACAAUGGAGUACAGCAAAGGCAGAGUACAUGAUUUGUAUGGGGCCCUGCUGGAUGCUGGAUUCUGUAUGGAGUUCAAGAUGGAGUCUCUGACACCACAGUGCAUGGUGGAGAAUCGGCCCUAUACUCGCUGGAUGCAGUACUUGCGGGAAGGCUAUACAGUCUGCGUGGCCUGUCAAUCUCCUGCCAUGAGUAAUCACAGCCGGAGUUGCCAAGGAGACGGUAACCUAGCUGAGAGGGAUGAACUUCUACACUGGCAGGCGGUGGGAAGUCCUCACUGCAGAGGAACAUGGAGGAAAGUACAAAGACUGGAGCACUGCUCCUGCCCACAAGUGCACAGCUUCAUUUUCAUUUAAUCACACCUAAGGUGACUUUUAGUACUGAACC
Molecule: messenger RNA, 1131 nt
Organism: Xyrauchen texanus (razorback sucker)
Lineage: Eukaryota; Metazoa; Chordata; Actinopteri; Cypriniformes; Catostomidae
Product: somatomedin-B and thrombospondin type-1 domain-containing protein-like
Exons: 6
Coding region: 309-1100 (263 amino acids)
Source: RefSeq, a predicted model, not a curated record